Messenger RNA from Hymenoscyphus albidus, 1785 nucleotides. Lineage: Eukaryota; Fungi; Ascomycota; Leotiomycetes; Helotiales; Helotiaceae. The record is from the annotation of a GenBank genome assembly.
AUGGAGCAAGAAGGACACCAAAGCGCGGACCUGGACAGAAACAAGGAAAGUUCAGAUAUGCUCGCUGAGAUGGGGACUGAUGCUUCUUUCACUGCCACUCCUCUGGUUCGAUCUAGAGCAACGUCUUUAUGCACAGACCCAACGUUUAUGCAGGAUCAGAUCGCCAUCCAGAGAAGUGCAUCAACGGCGAAAGAUCAUGUUUCUGAGCUGACGAAACAGCUGUCGCUAAAAAGCAAAGGAAGCCAAGGCCAAAUCAACAAGGCAACGGAAGGGGAAGGGGAGAGAAAAUCUGAAACCCCUACUCCAAGUCAACACCCAAAGAGCUUGCUGUCAAAGUCGCCAUCAAAUGGCUCAGAAAGAUCCGCCAAAUCUGUAAAGAGCGUUCACGCUGUUGGCAGUUAUCCGCUUGGGUGCCUUCGCGUCCACUCUCCCUCAUCCUCGCCUCCGCCAUCGCCAUCACCAUCACCAGCCCCAGCAUCCAACAAAAACCCGCCCAAUCCUUUGCUGCAAUCAGGAGAUGUGUUCAUCGUCAGAGACGUUACUGGGGGUUCUCUGUUUGGAUAUGACAGUGUUGCAUUCAGCAUAAAGGAAAAUGAGAAUUUUGAUGGUGUAAAAGCCAUCCCACAUGGCCUCCACUUCUUCUGGGGGGGCUCUAACAAAACCUCGCUAAGAAAUGGCUUCUGGAUUAUAUCAAAGAGUCACGUUUCUGAGGAAUACGGGGCCAUUCAUGUGAAAAGAUGGGAUCAAGAGAACGAGGUAUUGGAUGAGGAAGUGAGCAAGGCUGAAGUCAGAAUCCAAAAGGAGGAUCUCCCAGAGAUAUACGACAAAUUACAAACAUACAUGAUUCCAACUGUCAAUACGACUGCAAUAGCACAUUCAGCCCAACCAGGUACGGCUGCUGCAAGCGACCCAAACUUGUGGCCACGCUUGGUAUCAUCAAUCACUGGAGUACUACUCAACAGAAUCACGGGAAAUAAAGGAUGGAACAAUUGGCAAGUCUGUUCGGUUCAUGAUCACCUUUACAAGACUUCACCAGCCAAUAAUUUGGAGCUCUCCAUGGAAAACCACCGCGGCGAAGUUCUUCUUUCCAACUAUCGCGACGAAGUCCUUCGCUUCACUUUUCCACAGUACAAGAGAACUUUCUCUGAGGAAUCACUUGGACGCACCCGUACAGAACAAGCAAUGGACUCGACCUCGCACAUUCUCAAGAUAAUCAGCACUAACUGCAGUCAUGGAGACCCGGACGAGAUUAUUGGUGAAGUCCAAUUCUGCUUCAUUACCGGCAUGCUUCUCGGAAACGUUGCCUGUAUGGAACAAUGGAGCCAUGUUGUGAGAAUGGUUUUUGGCGCAUAUGAUUUGGUUCUGCAAGAGCCUGUCUUCUUCCGAAAGUUCAUCGAGGCCAUCCAUACGCAAUUUAUUUAUGACGACGAAGGAUUGGAGGGCAGCAUUCUUGAUCAUGAACCAAACUUGAGCGAUGAUCUGAAGCCCAUCCUGACAAAAUUCAAGGCGCGACUUAACGAGAUGUUGUUGGAACUUGGCGCAAACAUUAGCUUGGAGCAAUCGGCCGUUGGAAAAGCAUUUUUAGAGCUGGAGACAUGGUUGUGGAAGUGGGACUGGGAUUUGCGCGCCAAUUAUGUACGAUCUGGAAAAUACCAACUCGAAGACGGCACUUGGAUCGACGCUGAACUCAACGACUUUCAAGCUGAAGAUGAACGAGGUGAGUUUGCGCCAGUAAUGGUAGAACUGGACGACAACGGGCGCGAAAAAGGUCUCAUACAUUUCUGA